AUUCAUUUUUUGAGGUUGGUUUGGUUGUCUCUAUGGUCUUUUCAAUUGGGGUUGAGAAACCUGAUAAAUUGAAAGAUGGCCGAUGUUUUGUUUGUAAAGAAAAAAGAUGGAUAGGUUGUGCUGCGACCGUGACUAUGUUUAGAUAGUUUUUCGGAUUAAUUAAAGUGACAAAGUCCUGUUUUUAGUGCAGGACAAAAUGAACGCUACGAGCCUAUAUGUUUCGACAUGUCGGCUUGUUUUGCAAGCAGACGCCGAAGAUCCAAAUUCAUGGACCGAUUUGUACAGGCUAGUUCCUUAUUUAAGGCAAAGCCUCAGCUGUACUGUUUGCUCGAAUCUUUUAAUUGAACCGCAUACACCAACGGAAACGAACUGUCAACAUCAUGUUUGUCGUGGUUGUCGAGGCGGUCGUAAAAAACUCAAACCUUCUUGUGGCUGGUGUAAGGACUAUGAAAAAUAUGUGGAAAAUGUGCAACUUCGAAUUCUCCUUCAAUGUUAUAAAAAGCUCUGCGAGUACCUGACAAGCACAAACAUUUAUCGCAAUUUGAUAUUAUCAGUGUCUUCCAACAAUACUAAUAUUGGAUCAGUGACAAUGGGCGCAAGUAGUUUGAUGGAAUUAAUUCAAGAAGGUGCGGGUUUUAAGGACGAAUUUAAAAGUACAGCCGGUUUAUCGAAAUCUGCAUAUAGCAUUUUACCUUGUGUUUACACUAGUACAACAUCAACUCAAACGCAAGGAAGUGUCCUUCAAUCUCCUGAUGUUGUCUCGCAAAAUAUUUCAGAACCUUCAACAAUUAGAUCGGUAUCGAAUGGAGCUUCGAUAUAUUCAGUAAUGUAUGCCGGUUCUGGAAAUAAAAUAACAAUAAAACGAAAGGCCGCUGCCACUGAAGGAACUGAUAUGUCACAACAUGAAUUGGAAUCGUCACAACAAAGUUCUGUUGCAGGAUCAGUUAAAUGUAUUUCCUCUCAAAUGCCAUACGGAUCUUCUUCACAGAGAAAAUCUUCAAAAAGCAGCAAGAAUUCGGGUAGUUUUAAAAAGCCACGAUCUGGUUCGACGCGAAGUAAAAGAAAAGGAUGUCGCUGUGGUAAUGCGACUGCAAUUCCGGGUAAAUUGACAUGUUGCGGUCAGAGGUGUCCAUGUUAUGUGGAAAGUAAACCCUGCUCUGAAUGCAGGUGUCGAGGUUGCAGAAAUCCCCAUACUGCUGAUGGUCUCAAGAUUCGUCCACACAUACCGGAACUUCAUAAUUUACAACUGCAAUUAUCAACGCCAUUAAGUUGUGAUAAUUUAAAUUCUGAUCCAUUAGGACCAGUUGAACAAUGUCUUUCUCCGCCUUCAGCAACUAUUCAAGUUUUAAACGUUUAUUCAACGCCUAGAUUAGAUAUUGAUAAUGUACCGCAAAAUUUACCAGCCGCUUUAUUAGUUGGUGAAGAUGCGAUGGUAAGCACGGGAAGUGAAGCCGAAGACAGCGAUAUACAAAUAGAUGUGUGACAAAAUCUAACAAAUUAUAGGCAAUUACAUUUUAAAGAACUUUUACAACAAUAAUUAUGUACUUUCACGUGUAAAUAGUUUGAAUUAAUUACGUCGAUAAUAGUCGCGCAAGGAAUUUGAUUUCGCUCGUCUCGAUAUGGUGAGUGAAAUUUAUUUUGAUAUUACAAUAAAAAUUGCA
Leptopilina heterotoma is the source of this 1661-nucleotide messenger RNA. It is a transcript of the gene msl-2, whose product is annotated as E3 ubiquitin-protein ligase MSL2. Lineage: Eukaryota; Metazoa; Arthropoda; Insecta; Hymenoptera; Figitidae. Gene Ontology annotation, cellular component: MSL complex. Gene Ontology annotation, molecular function: ubiquitin protein ligase activity. The coding region runs from base 197 to 1483 and encodes 428 amino acids. The record is from RefSeq and is a predicted model, not a curated record. The transcript has 4 exons.